Aspergillus luchuensis is the source of this 690-nucleotide messenger RNA. RefSeq lists its product as uncharacterized. Bases 1 to 690 code for a protein of 229 amino acids. The record is from RefSeq and is a predicted model, not a curated record. The transcript has a single exon. Lineage: Eukaryota; Fungi; Ascomycota; Eurotiomycetes; Eurotiales; Aspergillaceae.
AUGGACGCCAAGACCUCGGCAUCAUGCGAUCCGACCGUGAUCAUGACUCACUUGCGGGAACUCAGCAGUCAAGCAGCCACUAUUGUUAGAGCUCUAAAGUAUGGGAGGGUGCAACUUGGUCACGAAGAGUACAAGUCCUUGGAGGCUGCAAGCUUGGACCUUAACAAGACUGUAGCGACUGUUACGGAGGAGGUCAAGUCACUGGGAAGACGGCGGAAGGAUGCAAUUGUCGCAGAAGGACAAAAACUUUUGUCUCAGGCAAAAAACGUUAAAUCAGACAUGAUGAGGACAAAUGAGUUGAAAAAUCGCGUCAUCUUUAUACGGAACAUGCAGUUAUUCUUCAAUCCUCCAGAAGAGUCAAAACUUGACUCGCCGCCCGUCCGAAAAAGGAAGAAGUUAACUCGUGAACGUUGUGAAAUAAUUCGCAGGCUUCCUCCGAGUGCAGCAAUUAUCUGGGCAGCAGCCUUUCCUCCCAGUGCUUGGGAUUCGAACAUCAUGUCUAAAAGCCUAUUCGAUUACGUUAUCGAGUUUCUGACUCCUGAAAAAGAUGAAAAAGAACUGCGAUACCCUGCCAGUUUAUACGAGAUCUUAACAGCGCUGGCAGCUGAGCAGCCACUCCAGAAUUCAACCGAAUUUGAAGCGUUCUUGGCUAGUGUGUACGCCACCAAGGUUCUGAGUAAAGAAGACUAA